AUGGACAACCUUAAUCAAACCAAUGUAAACGAAGCUUUACAUAAUGUGAUAAGGAAGACAGAAGUUAUAAAUGCACUUGCUUUAUUGAUAAAGCACAAUCUGGAUGUAAACACACUACAAGAGGGACACUCCCCAUCCUUUAUAGCAGCUUUAAAAGGAAAUAUUGAUCAGCUUCUAUGUCUUCUGAACAACGGAGCCAACGUUAGCUUUGUUACGGAAAGUAAUUAUGCUGUAGAUUCCUUUGAUAUAGUAAACAAAAUAAAGGAUAUAAAGCAAUCUCGUUACUAUGGAUAUGGCCUUUUACAUAUAGCUGCUAAACAUGGACAUGAGAAAAUAGUCAGUAAACUUUUAGAAUAUAACAAAGAAAUGAUCUAUUGGAAAACAUCUCUUGGACAGCGUCCGAGUGAUAUUGCUUGUGAAAUGGGGAACUUAAAUGUUUUACAGAAAUUUUCCAAUUUGGACAAUGAUAUGUUAUCCGAUUGCAUUUACUAUGCUGCUCGAUCCGGAAAUGAAAAUAUAAUUAUGUCUUUGACUAAACGAAAAAUAAAUCUAAGAUGUAUAUCUAAUGAACAGUCUAGAGAUGCAAUAAAAGAGAUGGAAGUAAAAAAUCUUGAAAACGUUGAAAUAAAACGUGAUUUUCGAAUAGAACGGCAUCUUUCUUAUCAUAUUGUAUAUCCCCUUGAUAAAUGGUGGAUAGUAGCAAAGGAAACACCAAUUCACGCAGCAAUUAGGUCAGGUUCAACGGAGGUAGCAAAACGUUUAAUAAAAUUAUUUCCAGGAUUGCUUGAUUGCACAGAUUCAUUCGGUUAUACGGCAACAUUGCUGAGUGUAGUAAAAAAUCAGUUUGAUUUGUUGCCUUUACUUACAGAUCAUAUUUUAACUGACAGGUGCGAUUCGUAUUAUUUUGACAAAAACCAGGUUAUGGGUGAUGGUUUAUUACAUUUCCAAGAAAUAUCAAUUGGUACUAUUUUAGCCAUGGUCGACUUUUCAAAUAAUAUAAUUGAACAUUUUUGUGAAAGUGGUUCUACAUUUAUUCAUCUUUCUUUAAAAUAUAGGCGAGAAAACUUUAUAAAUUAUGCUAUCCAAGAAAAGAUUGUUACUGAUUGGAAUUCUGCUGAUGAAGAAGGAAUUUAUCCAAUUCACAUUGCUGCAAGAGAUGCUAAUAUUGAGGUUAUUGAUUUUGCAAUAAAAUACUUAAGGCUUGAUAUUAGCAGUAUCAAAUGUAAAAAUGGUUCUACUGCAUAUCAUAUAGCUGCGAUUACACCGUCACCUCAAAGUUUAUCUCGGCUAACAGAUAAAUUUGCAAUCGUAAUUCCAGAUAUAAAGGAUAUAAAUGAAAGAGGAUUCUUGCAUCAUACGUGUUUAUUCGAUCAACAUUCGCAGAGGUAUAGUUUAAAUCAUGUUAACGUUAUGAACUUCCAAACUAGUUCAUUGCUAUGCUUCCAAUACUUUGUUAUAUUAUGUAAUAUCAAUAUGAAAUCAACCGAUGUGUUUGGACGAAAUAUUUUACACUAUGCACUGGUAAAUGGCCAUUUUUCUAUCAUCGAAUAUAUAACAAUCAACUACCCGUUAGAGUUCAGAAAACUUUUGAAUCAAAAAGACGUAAAUGCAAAGACAUCAGUUCAAUAUGCACUUGCUGAAGUCAAUGCGAUUAGGGAGACUCAAAAUGAGGUGGUGGUCAUGGCGCAUUUUAGUCUGCAAUCUCAUUUGACAUUCUUAAAUCAAUAUAAAAGCUGCCUUUCUAAAGAACCCCCAUGCAUCAUUUUGAAAAAAGCAUGGGAAAUAUCUUUAAUGUUUACAAUACGAGAACUUAGAUGGGAAGAAUUUCAAACAGUUAUAGAACCAUUUUUGUAUCUAUUUCUGAUCAAAAGUGGAAAUGUGUUUAAUUUUAUUUGGACAUUUCAUACACAAAUUACAGACGAAGUUCUUGGAGCACAUAUAAUUAAAAGCAUGGAUGAAAAUAUUCAGCCAUCUGCGGAUACCCUUAAAGAAAUUGCUUGGUAUAGACCAACAGUAUUCAAUAAGUGCGGACUACCAUUUAAACGGUCCCCAUUACACUAUAUUGCUUUAAAGGGUAGAUGUGUACUGAUAGACAAUGUGCUAUUGCAACUUCAUAUAGAGGAAAAAUAUAACAACUCUUCUACUAACGUUUUCAACUGUGCUGACGAAAAUGGCCGCUUUGCGUUUCAUUAUACUGUUAUGAAAGGAGAACUAGAAAAGGCACUUCGGCAGUUAAAUCACAUGUGGAAUGUAAGUAAUGAGAUGAUCGUAGAUGCUAUUCUAAUAACGAUAUUGCAUGCACAUAAAUCAUACGAAGUAUGCUGGAGUAAGAACAUUUUUUGGAAUUUGGGCAAGGAAAAUGAUGACGAACUUAAAAACGAUAUGCUCUUAUCUGAUGCUGUCGGGAAAUAUAAAGAUAUCUUACAAAUAACUGAUUUCUGUAAAAAUAACUCUAAGAGGUUAUCAGUUGUGCAUCUUUUAUCUGUCAGUGUAAUGAAAAACACUAUCAAAACCUUAGUUGAAAUCUAUGGUCGAGAUAUACUAAACUGCAUGACUACAGACCGGAUAACACCAAUGUAUUUAUUGAAGUUAUUCUCUCCUGAAGAACAUGGCGAGAUCAUUGAUGAAAGCCUUGAAAUAUUACAACCAAAUAUCUAUGCUGAGAAAUAUAUCAUGUCAAUAAUUCUGAGCAGCUUGGUAAAUAUGGGAUGUUCAUUUAUAUCAGUGGGAAGUCUUAUAGUGCUGAUUCUGACAUCCAUUUUUGCAAACAUGAAAGCGAUCUCAGGUACCUCAUCAACAAUACAAAAUAAGGAACUAAAAACAAUAUCAACGAUAUCACAGACAAAUGUUGUAACCACAGAACCUGUUUCCGGUGUGACGGAUGACCAUUACAUAGAUAUAAAUCACACAACACCUACUCCAUAUGUGGACAGCAUAAAUACCAACUUGUUGCAAACGUUGAAUUGUUCUGUCUCAGGCAAAAAUGCAGAAGGAGAGAACUGUUCAAAUAAUAUCACAAAAUCUUCAAAUAAAACAAUUGUUACCUAUAGAGACUUUAAGGAAUAUACUUAUUAUAAAGCUUUGACGAAUGCCUUCCCAUAUGCUCCAAAUAUUCCUGGGAUGAUCACAAAUCUUCUCACGAUCAUAGUAGCAGCAAAUAUAAAACCGCGUCAUACAUCUGAAAUGUACAUGAUUACAUUGGGAGUUGCUGAUCUUAGUACAGUAGUAACAAGAUGUGCAUAUCAGUCGUGGUCAGCCAACUCUGAUAUAAGUCUAGCUGGUUGCACAGUUCCACAAUAUAUUGUACAC
Molecule: messenger RNA, 3309 nt
Organism: Ruditapes philippinarum (Manila clam)
Lineage: Eukaryota; Metazoa; Mollusca; Bivalvia; Venerida; Veneridae
Exons: 2
Molecular function (GO): protein binding
Source: RefSeq, a predicted model, not a curated record